UAAAUGUAAACUGAAUGUUGUCAGGGAUUAAAAUAACGGUUCCUAUAUCUCUGACUUAUUUUCUCUGUUAGGCAUUUGAGUUUUAGGAUCAGAGGAAACAGAAACAUUCUGUGGAACUAAGUAAUGACUCCUACAUGAAAUAGGGAAAUAGUAAUUAGUUUUCUUGAGGAAAAACAUGUAGUGCCGGUUUUAAAGAACUACCGUUUUACUUUAUUACAUGUUUUGAGGAAAACAACAGUUUAAUCAUCUUUAAAUAUUUUAGGGUUUAGUAUGGAUGUUCUUGUUACAUAAAUCAUGUAAGCCAGGGUUAAAAUAUGAAGGAUCAAGUCACUGUCUGUAAAUUUUCUGCAUUGGGUUCUCUCCUCUGUGAUAGCAAUUGCAGAGAAAUGGUCAAUUUUGUCGUGUUGCAGAAGCAGUCAUUAAUUUGAUAUUACACCAGUCCUUAUGGUUACAUUAUAGAACUGUCUCAGUGACUAUUUAAGACUCUGUAUUCCCUUGGUAGAUACUGAAUUAACAUAGUGGAAUUUUGUAUUGUAUAUUACUUAUAAUGUAGAAUGAUCAUGUUGAAUAUUUCUCUGUAUUCCUGUGUGGAGAUCAGAUCCAAAACUGGCUAGAUUGCAUAUCAGGAAGUGAAACACCCUGGAUUGAUGCCCUCUGUACCAGAACACAGCACACUGUGCUUUUAGGUCAGUCUGAAAUUUUAAAUUAUAAGGGCAUGCUUUAUCUUUUAUAGACAAUUCCUGAUGCUGUCUGUUUUUUUCUUUCUGUGCAGUGAUGCUGUUCAGUACUGCAGAAAGGCAACCUCAGACUGAAGCUAGCCUGUACCUGCUUCUGUCAGGCAGAAGAUACUGAACCAGUUCUGGAUUGAGGAAAGAUUUAAAUCCUUUGAGGUCUUGUAGAAAUUUGCCUGAUGCAUCCCCUUGAUGUAGUGAAAACAAGGUUCCAAAUUCAAAGAGGGAAAACUGAUCCAACCAGUUACAAGAGCCUGGGGGAUUGUUUUAGGACUAUUUUCCAACGAGAAGGAUUACUUGGCUUCUACAAAGGAAUACUUCCUCCUGUCUUGGCUGAGACACCUAAAAGGGCUGUGAAGUUUUUUACCUUUGAACAAUACAAGAAGCUGCUGGGAUAUGUGUCAUUGCCACCAGGACUGGCAUUUGCAGUUGCUGGCUUGGGCUCUGGGUUGACAGAGGCAGUUGUGGUUAACCCAUUUGAAGUGGUGAAGGUUACCUUACAGACCAAUCAGAGUGCCUUCACAGAGCAACCAUCUAGCUUUGUUCAAGCUCAGCAGAUCAUUAAAACUGGUGGUCUGGGCUCCCAAGGACUCAACAAAGGCCUUACUGCAACACUGGGCCGUCAUGGAGUUUUUAACAUGGUUUACUUUGGAUUCUACUUCAAUGUGAAAAACAUCCUUCCAGUCAAUAAAGAUCCAAAUUUGGAGUUUUUGAGGAAAUUUGGAAUCGGGCUAGUCUCGGGAACAAUAGCCUCAAUUAUUAACAUUCCUUUUGAUGUUGCAAAAAGUAGGAUUCAAGGACCACAGCCAGUUCCUGGAGAGAUCAAGUACAGAACCUGUUUUAAAACUAUGGCAACAGUCUAUAAAGAGGAAGGAUUUCUGGCUCUGUACAAAGGCUUGCUUCCCAAGAUCAUGAGGCUGGGUCCAGGUGGUGCAGUGAUGCUUUUGGUUUACGAAUACGUUUAUGCGUGGCUUCAGGACACAGUUCAUCACAAGUAGCACUUCUGAAAAAUGUGCUCUUUAAAAUUACAUGCAUUCUAAAAUACACUAUAAUAAAGCAAAAGUGAUUCUUAUCCUUUACAGUGUUGAAUACUCUGAGAUUGCACUGAUGUUAAUACAAGUUCCAAACAAAUAUGCUUUCUAGAUCCUGAUCCAAGAAAACAUUUAAGUACAUGCUUUUCUGCAAAUGCAUAAUUAAAUAUCGUUUGGCUUUUGUAAUUGUUUUGCUGGAUCAAGAGAAAAUAUAAAGCAGACAUAAGACAGUGAGUUUGUCAAGGACAAACUGAAAUUUCUUGACACAGAAUCAUUCUAUGUAAUGAUGUACUUUUAAAAAAAUUUCAGCUGAAAUGGCGAGAUAAAAACUUUCAGGGUAUUUUAAAGGAAAAAGUAGAAUAAUCCUAGGGGGGCAGAUGCUAAGCUAAUGUAAACUGACAGCUCCAUUGGCUCCACAUUAAGAAAAUUAUCCAUACUCUGCAACCCUUCAGUCAGUCUUGGGUCCAGUUUCAAUUCAGCCCAGUAUGGUUUCAGCAUUCAUGGAAGACCUUUUCAAGUUCUUGGGAGUUUGGAUAGAAAAGGACAGCACAAGUAGCCACAGCCUUAAAAAACAUGCAUACUGCUAAAUAUCCAACUUGUUCUUAGCCAUAUAUACGAUAUAAAUCUCAUUCAGAUUGUAGAAGAUACUGAAAGAAAUUAGUAUGCAUCAAGUUACAUAAAAAAGCAAACUAACAUGGGAUUCAUAGAAUAAAUGAGUAUAUAAAUUAAUAGAAAAAAGUAAUUUUAGGCAUAUGAGAUUUUACUGCAAAUUCUUAUCCACUUUGAUAUACUAUUCCAAAAGAGCUGUCCUGUGAUAAAAAUGCUCAGUGCACCUUGACCUUUAACCUUCCAUUUCCACCAUGGAAUGGUGAAACAAAGUUGUAGACUUUGUAGACAUCUGCAGUUGUAAUUAGCUAGUCAUGCACCUUUCUGUAGAUAAAAAAAGUUGCUCUGAAGCUAACAUUUAAUAUAAAUACACUGUAAAUAUAAAUAUUCCAGGGAUGUACUUGUGUUCUUACUAGCCAUUCUAACUCCAUGAAAUACAGUAAAUUCUGUUAUGCUGAUUGCAGACACAGUUUCUGUUCGUGCAGUUGUGCCAUUCUACAUUUUCUUUUGAAAAUCUCUUUAAAUAAUUUAAAAUCACACAUUAUUCUGUUAUAAAAAUGUCUCCAUUAUCUAACUUGAUUUGUUGUCAAAUGAACAUAUAUCUUGCAAUUGCUGAAAGUUUCAGUAUCUCCCCAUACUACAUUCACUCUGUUAACAAUAAGGUCCUUCCUCUGAAGGAGGUACAAAUGUUUUCCUCAGCAAUCCUAAAGAAGUAUCUUUCUGCAUUGUUAUUUGAAAAUGGCAUUUCACGUGUGAAGUCUCAUUUUCACAAGUGUUUUUAAUGCAUUGGAAAAGCAAAAAAUAGAAAAAAAUAAAACUUAAAAAAAAUAAAAAUGAAAAUCUAAAAAUAGAAAUGUGUUUUCAGCACUUUCAAGGAUGCCUGUAUUAACGUGCUCAAUAAGCCUUUCUUUUGUCUGAAUUUGGCAACGGUGGCUUUUCAUACAUAUGCUAUUUCAUAGCUAAAAUCAAUAAAAUUAGCUCUGUUAAAGUUUAUGGUUUUAA
This is a messenger RNA of Oenanthe melanoleuca, 3370 nucleotides long. RefSeq names its product solute carrier family 25 member 21 (gene SLC25A21). The record is from RefSeq and is a predicted model, not a curated record. Gene Ontology annotation, biological process: transmembrane transport. NCBI's taxonomy places the organism in Eukaryota, Metazoa, Chordata, Aves, Passeriformes, Muscicapidae. The transcript has 10 exons. The coding region runs from base 911 to 1729 and encodes 272 amino acids.